Messenger RNA from Andrographis paniculata, 2507 nucleotides. RefSeq names its product type I inositol polyphosphate 5-phosphatase 2. Lineage: Eukaryota; Viridiplantae; Streptophyta; Magnoliopsida; Lamiales; Acanthaceae. The transcript is spliced from 10 exons. The record is from RefSeq and is a predicted model, not a curated record. Gene Ontology annotation, biological process: phosphatidylinositol dephosphorylation. Gene Ontology annotation, molecular function: phosphatidylinositol-3,4,5-trisphosphate 5-phosphatase activity; phosphatidylinositol-4,5-bisphosphate 5-phosphatase activity; inositol-polyphosphate 5-phosphatase activity. Bases 457 to 2349 code for a protein of 630 amino acids.
UCGGCAAUGGGAGCUGAGAGCUGACAGCGACAUGGCAGCUUGUUUUGUAGCAUCUUUUCAUUCAUGGAGUUGGUUGGUGCGGUGCGCUGAUCCUUCGAGUUUUCAAACAUAUGGUGCUGCUUGUGAUUGUCAAGCUGAAAGUGACCACAAAUGGUGAGGGCCAUCGGGAAUUUUAUGUGCAACUUGGUCUGAUCAGUCGACGCCGAGUGGAUGGAUGUCUCUGGCCAUUACUUUUUUGUUUAUUUGUUUCUCCCCUUUUUUCUCCAAUUCUGUCCUUUUUCGCUUUGUCCAUUGGUGCGAAUCUGCGAUGUAUGUGAGCGCCUAACAGUUGUUUUAGAUCCUAAUUUGUGUGCUGUCUCGCUGGCGAUGAGCUGCUGCUGCUGCUGCUGAUAGGGUUUGAUUGUUUAUAUAUAGGUUUGAUUUUUUUUGAGGAAUUGAUUUCGUGAGGAGGAUAGGAUGAAGGCGCGGAGAGGAAAGCGUCCUGAGCCUUUUUGGCCGUCGAUUGUGAUGAAGAAAUGGCUGAAUAUUCAGCCGAAGUUUAACGACUUUAGCGAGGACGAGGUCGACACCGAGAGCGAGGAUGAUGCUUUCUCGCCUCGGCAUCGAGCCUUGCAACAUGAUCACGUCUGCGAAACGCUCGGAUUUCAAACUGAUGGAGGGAAGCCUCAUAAUGAUUAUUCGGUAAAACACCGGAGAGGAAAAUCGGAAACUUUGCGACUUCAGUACAUUAGUACAAAAGAAGUGAGAAUAGCAAUAUGUACUUGGAAUGUUGCUGGAAGACCGCCUAUGGAUAAUCUUGAAAUCGACGAAUGGCUAUCUACUCAAGAGCCAGCAGAUAUGUACAUUCUCGGGUUUCAAGAAGUUGUUCCUUUGAAUGCCGGAAAUGUACUCGGAGCUGAAAAUCGAAGCCGUAUCCCGAGAUGGGAGUCUCUCAUCCGCAGGACGUUGAACAAGUCGCUCGAGCCCGAAAAUAAACAUAAGAGCUACAGUGCCCCACCGUCUCCGGUUUUAAGGACUUCCUCGGCUUCGGAUGUGCUGGCCGACGUUGCAGACGCUCCCAUGCUCAAUAUAAUCAGCGAAAAUCCGAUAGCGACGUUAAUCGAAAACGAUCCCGAGAUAACCGGAAUCACGACAAACAUCACGCUGAAAAGAAUGCUGAACGCAGACUGGAAAACUAAGCUCGACUGGCCCGAACAAUCGUUGGACGCAACCUCUCAAGUUCUAUCGUCGCAAUCCAAAUUACGACGAGUUCUGAGCAGUUCUGCGAGAAUCGGUUCGACUUUGACGAGCACCCCUCAAAUUAUCCCGUUAGGCGGCUCCGGGUUAAGAAGAAUGCACCGUAGUUUCGAAGACCUCGGACUGAUCUCCGCCGGUGACGACCAUGAAGUUCUCGAUUCGUUAUCCGAUGAAUUGAAUCGAAUCUCCGGAGAAGAAGACGACGAUGAAAAAGCAGAAGCAGAAACAGAAGAAGGCGAUUCUUUCGAAGAAAUGAUCGAAUUCAAAAACGAAAAUGCUGAACCGUAUCACACGGCCAAGUCCCGUCCGAUGUACGUAAGGAUUGUGAGCAAGCAGAUGGUCGGGAUUUACGUUUCGAUUUGGGUCCGGAGGACGUUACGGCGGCACAUUAACAACCUGAAAGUCUCGCCCGUCGGAAUCGGACUCAUGGGCUAUAUGGGCAACAAGGGAUCGGUUUCCGUUAGCAUGACGCUUUUCCAGAGCCGGAUGUGCUUUGUUUGUUCGCACCUAACGUCGGGGCAAAAAUGCGGGGCGGAGCAGAGGCGCAACGCCGACGUUCUCGAAAUUAUACGACGAACACACUUCUCGUCUGCCUUCGACAUCGAUCAACCCCUAACGAUCCCCUCUCACGACCAAAUAUUCUGGUUCGGCGAUUUGAAUUAUCGAAUCAGCUUACCGGAUGCGGAGGUACGGAACUUCGUUGAGAAGAAGCGUUGGGCCGAGCUUCUCAACCACGACCAAUUAAGCAAAGAGCUUCGCAACGGUCGUGUAUUCUACGGAUGGAGAGAAGGGUCGAUAAAUUUCGCGCCGACGUACAAGUAUGAGAUCGAUUCGGAUCGAUACGUCGGAGAGAAUCCGAGAGAAGGUGAAAAGAAGCGAUCCCCGGCGUGGUGCGACCGUAUACUUUGGUUCGGGAAAGGGAUCAAACAGCAGUUUUACAAGCGAGCCGAGGUGCGGCUUUCGGAUCAUCGACCCGUUAGCUCGUUGUUCUCGGUUGAAGUCGAGAUUUUUAAUCAACGAAAGCUCGAAAAGGCGCUUAACUUUUCGAAAGCGGCCGUAUAUCCGGAGGUAUUUACGGACGACGACGACGGGGUGGAGGAGUAUCUUCUUUAGAAUGUCGUUUUAGUUGUGUUUGAUUUUAGUCGAUGUGAUAGAUUAUCAUGUAUCGUAUUUGAAUCGAAAAUUUUGCGAGCUUUUUUCGCAAAGUAAAUAGUAGAAAUGAAUGAAAAUAGGAAGAAUUUUGUCAAAUUUCAUUGAUAGAUUUUUCUAUA